AUGACGGACCAAACAAAAACACGAGAAACCAAGAGUUUGGUACGGGCUUACAGUAUGGAGGCCCCAGCAAGGUCGUCCCUUGAUAGUCAUGGCAUUGUCCUUGGUGAAGUCUUGAACAGCCGUGUUGAUGGUACUGCCAGAGAGGAUAUUGCACAGCCGUGGAGGAGGUUCUUUGAGCCACAACAAGCAGCCAUAGCCAGUGAACCCACUAUUACUAUCCUCUCUGUGGAGGCCACAAAGUUACGAAACAAGUGGCUCGAGCACUAUCAUCAAUCAACAAAAGAAGAGAAGGCAGAUCUGGGAAAGUACGAGCCGUCCAUCGAGAGCGUCUCGCAAAUGAUAAAAGACAUGCUCUCAAGCUGGCAAGGCAAACGCACACGCGGCAUUGGCGGGAGCCUAGCUACCAAAUUCCACAGAUUCUGCAACACGCUGAACGGCCACCGCUCGUUGUUGAAACUCCUCCCAGAAGGAAAUGAGUACGUUUCAUUGUUCACUGGUGCUCUCACAUCCCUGGUGCAGGCGAGUGUCAAUCAUGAAAGGAUAGCUGAUAGCCUGGUCGAUUCUCUUUGCUUGAUUAGUGAGAAUAUUGAGGAGGCUAGCACUGAGCUCCAGCUGUUUCCGAUCGACAGCAUUCAGGCGCAAGUAGCCGACUUAUACAGCCACAUCUUCUUAUUCUUCUCUACUGUCCUGGAUUGGCUCAUGAAGAAACGCAUAGUAAGGAUACUUAAUUCAUUCAAUGAAAAUGUGGCAAAGCGAUUUGAAGAAGACAUCGUUUUGAUCAAAUCAAAGUCUGCUGCACUACGAAACUCUGCAGCUCAAAGCUCCCGAGCUGAACUCAGAGCGACCAGGCUGUCAGUCGAGGAAAUGGGAAGGGAUCUGAGAAUGGGGUUUGAGGGUGAGGCUCGACAUCUACGAGAAAAAGAAUAUUAUGACAGGAAGCUAGAACACGAGCUCAGGGAGGCUAGAAAGGACUUGAGGGAACAAGGGAAACGUUUCGAAAGAUUGCUUGACUAUACUCAGUUCAUGCUCCAGCAUGUGGGAACAGGAUUCGCAUUCGAAGCACCGCUGCCCGGAAAAUUUCUAUCCAACGAGGCUCGUCGGCCCCACGAAUCGUUCAUUGUGCACCUCGAUGACGGUGGACGGCCUUGCAUUGAACUCGGCAUACUUGGAGAGUCUCUUUGA
Molecule: messenger RNA, 1182 nt
Organism: Thyridium curvatum
Lineage: Eukaryota; Fungi; Ascomycota; Sordariomycetes; Thyridiales; Thyridiaceae
Exons: 4
Coding region: 1-1182 (393 amino acids)
Source: RefSeq, a predicted model, not a curated record